Messenger RNA from Boleophthalmus pectinirostris (great blue-spotted mudskipper), 3484 nucleotides. RefSeq names its product beta-1,4-N-acetyl-galactosaminyl transferase 3b (gene b4galnt3b). The transcript is spliced from 20 exons. Gene Ontology annotation, molecular function: acetylgalactosaminyltransferase activity. The coding region runs from base 112 to 2643 and encodes 843 amino acids. The record is from RefSeq and is a predicted model, not a curated record. Gene Ontology annotation, cellular component: Golgi cisterna membrane. NCBI's taxonomy places the organism in Eukaryota, Metazoa, Chordata, Actinopteri, Gobiiformes, Gobiidae.
ACACGGAGGAAAGAGUGAGCGGAGGUGCGACUCACAAAUGAAGGUAGUUUCACAAAUUUUCGUUCUGUAGCGCUGUCCAGUGGAUGAUUGGACGGACAGGUGGUGCGCAAGAUGCCUUCUAUGUGGGCUGUGACCAGGUGUCCCAGCUCAUCCUUAUUGGGGUCCCCGCUCUGGAAAACUUUACAAAUGAGCAAACUGCAGACGGUGUUCGCCCUUAUGCUCAUGUUCCUGCUAGGUGGGUUGCUCUUUGGCUUCUCUGCGCUCAGAGACGUUGGAUACUAUGGAUCCCGAUACUACACCGACAACAGUUGGGAUAAAACCUCUUCAUUUCGAUGGAUACUGCCCUCCAAAGAAGACUCUGGGGAGGAUUGGGGUGUUUGGAGUGGGAACUACACUCCGUUGCCGUGGAGAGCAGAGUACAUGGGACAAGCCAACCUCCAUGUUUUUGAUGAGUGGUGUGGCAGCUCAGUGGAUUCCCUCCGCAAGAACGUGCACUACCCUCUUCACCCACAUGUCAGGACCACAGUCAAGAAGCUGGCAUUGGCCCCACAACAGCUUAAUUAUGGCCUUCGGUUAUUUGGCUACAUACAUCCUCCUGCUGACGGAGAGUACGUGUUUGCAUUGAGCUCGGACGAUAACUCAGAGCUGUGGCUGAGCACGGACCAUUCCCCUCUGAACCUGCUGCUCCACGCCUGGAUCGGGAAGACUGGUGCUGAAUGGACAGCUCCUGGAGAAUAUGAUAAAUAUAUCCACCAGAAAUCUGUACCUAUAAGGCUGUCCUCUCAGAUGAAGUAUUUUUUUGAGGUGAUUUUCAAACAGAAUACGGGCAAUGACCAUGUAGCAGUGGCAUGGAAGCUCCUGAACCAUACUCAGGAUUUUAAGAUUAUUCAGUCCGAUCACAUCUCACUCUAUGUCGAUGAGUCGUCUAAAGUCAUUGGUGAUAUUGCUCACAUCCCUCAGACAGCUGCCAGCCAUGAACAGCAUCAGGGCAAAAAGCAGAGCAUAAUCCCAGAUAUGCAGAGGGAAGACCUCAGGGACACUUUGUACCAAGUGCCUAUGGUAAACGUAAGCGUUGUGAGUGGGCUUUUGCCAGACUGUGAGUACAACCCCAGUUAUACCCUCAAAGGCCAGAGAUUGGGACGCUACCAAGGACUCAACUAUGUCCACUUGUCCUAUAUUUAUCCCAAUGACCACACCCGGCUGACCCACAUGAAUGCAAAAUGCUACUAUAGCAUCAAGCCGGAUGCAUUUGCUAACAACAUGGUUCUGGACAGUCCAGUUAAAAAAGAUCCCUCUAGGGAAAACCAUGGCCGCAAAGUUCUUUCUGUUGACACCAACUAUGAAGACCUUGCUAAAUCAAGAGACAGAAAAGUUUUUAUGACAAAGUCAAAAACUAAAUCAAAACAUAAAAAAGCUGUACACAGAAAUCAACUUGGACCAGAGAAAAGUAUAAAACCAUCACAGCAGGUUUUUUUUAGAAGAGUAAAGAUACUGACAAAACCAGUCAAAGCUCCAGAGCCAGAGAUCCAAAACACAGCGCUUGACCCCUCAAACUUUGGAGACCUCAGGUUUGAUGGAUGGGACCAGUUGGGGAAACCAGUAGUGCAGAGUAUGCCUAUAGACGAGAAAGAUAAAAGUCUAGCUAAAUGGACACAGACGUUCCAGGUAAAGCCCAUGAACUACCAGGGCCAGAAGUCACAUGCCCUCAACAUGGACUGCAGAGUGACUGGGAACAUCCAGGCUCAGGAGACCGAGGUGCAGAGCAUAGUGAGGGCCUACAUGGACAAGAUCACCCAGAGGAAUGGACGGUGGACUCUGGUGCAUGUGACCAAUGUGGUGCUGAAUGUUGACUUGCACAAGGGAAGGCGGUACCUUGUGGAGCUGUUGGUGAGAGAUGAGACUGGCACACUCCGUCGGCUCUCAGAGUACAUCUAUGCCCAGGGGACCUCCAACCUGUUCUCCGAGCCCCCCAGACUCUGCUACCCCACAGGCUUCAGCUGGAAUCCUCAGGCCACUGUACACUUUGUCAUACCAGUGAAAAACCAGGCCAAGUGGGUGCAUCUGCUGAUCAAAGAUGUGGAGACGCUUGUGAGGGAGACCGGAGAUGCCAACUUUAACCUGAUCCUCACCGACUUCAGCAGCUCUGAUAUGGACAUGGAACAAGUUUUAGCCAAAUCCCAAAUCCCACGGUAUCAGUAUAAGAAGUUAACUGGUAACUUUGAGCGCGCUCGGGGUUUGCAAGAAGGCAUCAAUCUUAUUAAAGAUCCGCACAGCAUCAUAUUUCUGUUUGAUCUGCACAUCCGCUUCCCUUCUCACAUUAUUGACCUUAUAAGGAAGCACUGCGUGGAAGGACACCAGGCCUUUGCACCCAUUGUGAUGAGGUUGGAGUGUGGUGCUUCACCAUUAGAUGCCAGAGGUUUAUGGGAAGUCCAAGGCUUUGGACUGCUGGGGAUCUACAAGUCCGACCUGGAAAAAGUAGGAGGGAUGAACACCAGAGAAUUCAAAGACCACUGGGGAGGAGAGGACUGGGAACUACUUGACAGAAUUUUGAUGAGUGGGCUGGAGGUUGAGCGGUUUUACAUGAGGAACUUCUAUCACCACUUCCACUCCAAACGGGGCAUGUGGUUGACCAAUCAUCGCUGACCAAUGUCCGAUAACCAACCCUCACCGACUAAACAUCUCCCACUUAAUGUUUACAUUUGGGGUGGGACACUACCACUAGCUAAUCUUUGUGGUACUUUUUGACAGAGUAAAUAACGGUAAUAUAUUUCUACUGGCCAGAGCAAAAUAACUAUAAUCAACAUUGUAAAGAUUUUAAAAACAUGAAUUAACAGAUUUAUUUUAAAUCACCUUAACAGUGGCAGCUUUUUAAAAUUAUUUGCCACAUGGAACAAAGAGAAGUAGAGUUUUUUCUCAAAUCAAGUCUUGUUUACAGCAAUGAGAUAACUGACAGAAGACAUUGUAAGGGCUGGCAGCUAAGAUCAGCUUCAAGGACAGAAUGCGUGAUUAUGUGCACUUAACUGGCCCUUGAACUAAAUGAGAGACUAACCUAGGGGUCAAUCAAUGCAUAAAAAGUCUGGUUAGAAUUAGAAAUGUACAGUAGGCUAUAUUGCAGUACAUGAAGGUAGGUAGUACUCACAUUUAUUCAAGUAUAUUUGCUGAGACACCAAACUAAACUAACUUAAGUAGUAUAUUUUUGUUUAACAGUGCUAUAACUUGCGUAAAGAUUUUGAUUUUUUAUGUUUCAUUCUUAAAAUUACAUAAGCCACAGAUUUUAUAUCACAUGUUUGUUAUUACAGAAAACAAACAGAUACUUUUGCAGUUACUCAUACUAAUUUCUUGAACCACUGGACAGUAAUUAAAGCUGAAAUAUUUAAGUCCAAAUGAAUGUACCAUUUUUCUUUAAGUUUUAAGAGGGGAUUAUUUGAAAAUAUAUAUAUUUAAAGAAAGGUUAAUGUAAAUGUAAUUUGUAGUAUAUAUUAAU